AUGAAAAAUCGAAUAGCGUCGGACCAAGCCGCCGCCCCUGUCUACCCUCGACGGCCCCAAACUGCCUCGCGUGUCCUAUCGGCGGCUUUCGUCACUCUCGUCUGCCUCGCAGCCCUCAACACUAUAUUUCCUGCAUCCAAGACACGGCAUGUCCUCUUGCCUCUGCAGGAAAAGCCUGCUUUUGAAUGGGACGAGAUAUCGGCGAGUGAACAUCUACAAUUUCACAAAUGCUUCAACGGGUUUGAAUGCGCCAAACUAAAGCUGCCAUUGGACUACUUUAAUGGCGCUUACCCCAAUCACUCCGUUAGUAUCGCCAUCACAAAGGUACCUGCUGUAGUGCCAGUUAGUGAUCCACGUUAUGGUGGUCCUAUCCUGACAAAUCCCGGCGGACCAGGUGGAGCAGGCGCCGCGUUUGCCCUCACUGCAGGAAAAGCACUACAACUUCUUGUCGACUCGGACGAGCCUCCCAACAUUGCUUCUAGUGACGCAAAAUACUUUGAUAUCAUUGGAUUCGACCCUCGCGGCAUUGGUCGGACGGAACCUGCUGCACGAUGUAUGCCGGAUCGCCCUUCAGCAUGGUCCUGGAAUUUAAGGGAAGCCGAUGAAGGCCUUCUUGGAAGUUCAGAUGCAGCCCUGGGGAGACUUUGGUCCAUGACGCAUGCUUUUGGUGCAUCUUGCAAACUUGCCGACCAAGGCCAGAGUGGUCCGGACAUCAAGCGAUACAUGUCCACAGCAUUUGUUGCCCGAGACAUGCUCGAGAUUGCUGAGAGGCACGCCGAAUACGUUGCAAACGAGGCCGCUCAAGUUUCCGCUAGAGAUUCCGGCAAGCGACAUGUAGAUCAUAACACUACGUAUGUUCCAGGACAGACCAAGCUGCAAUACUGGGGCUUCUCGUAUGGAACCUACCUCGGAUACACAUUUGCCUCCAUGUUUCCUGACCGUGUUGGGCGUUUGGUCCUUGACGGAGUCGUCAGUUCACUUGAGUACAAUCACUCGCAGGGCAAUGGCAGUCUUGUAGACUCGGAGAAAGCGUUAUCAUCCUUUUACACAUUUUGCUUCAACUCUGGUCCCAAACACUGCCCAUUAGCGACGGUAAACUCCAAUGUCACCGAUAUUCAAGAGCGCGUCCUGCGAAUUGUAGACUCCCUAUAUCACGACCCACUGCCAAUCGUUUCGCUCGACGGGCCUGAAUUUCUAACAUGGUCCGAUAUCAAGAUGCUGCUAUUCAGCUCCGUGUACCAGCCUCGCAUCAUGUUUCCAUACAUUUCCCGGAUCCUUGCAGCCAUUGAGGCAGGAAGUGGCAGUGAGCUCAACCAGCUAGCCCAGACCUACCGCUACACCCACGUAUACUCUUGUCCUGCGGGUCAUGUUUCUGAUUCCAAUGACCCAAGUUCUUCCAUUGUAUCCACAAUCUCCAUUCUCUGCAGCGACGGCGUUGAACAAGGCUAUCUCACAAAAGACGAAUUCUUCGCCUAUUGGCAACUUGUAGAAUCCGUAUCGCCCACCUUUGGAGCUUACUGGUCUAUGCUCCGAAUGCGCUGUGCAGCAUGGAAUAUCCGCGCGAACCAUAGAUUUGAGGGCCCCUUUGGUGCCAAUAAUACCUCUAACCCCAUCUUGUUUAUAUCUAACACGGCAGACCCUGUUACUCCGCUGAAUAGCGGUCGGUACAUGAGCAACCUAUUUCCUGGUAGCAGUCUACUUGUAAGUGACCAUGCGGGUCACUGCACGCUGUCUGGACCUGACAAUUGUAUUUUCGAACGCGUGAGAAGCUACCUCCAUACGGGAGAGAUACCAGUGUCGGGAACAGUUUGUGUUCCACCUCCGAGUCCUUUUUCACUUAACUCAACAAGACCGGAUUCGCCGUUUUAUGACCCUUCGCUCAAGAGUGCAGGGCUUAUCGUCACACAAGAGCAUGAUUUAGAUACCAAGCAGCGCCGGCUUCGUGACGCAGGUAUCAGACUACACAAGGCCGUUACUGAGAGUGGUAUGAUGGGUUUGGAUAUGCCAGGUGCUGAGAAGAUGAAGCGUGUGAUCCGCCUUGCUAGUGGGGAUCAUGAAUGGUGA
Molecule: messenger RNA, 2064 nt
Organism: Bipolaris zeicola 26-R-13
Lineage: Eukaryota; Fungi; Ascomycota; Dothideomycetes; Pleosporales; Pleosporaceae
Exons: 2
Coding region: 1-2064 (687 amino acids)
Source: RefSeq, a predicted model, not a curated record